AUGCCGAAAUGCAAAGAGAAUGUUAAAACCGACAGAGCAAUUAUGCGAUCAAAUAUUUCAAAAUCUAAACCCGGCAUGAGUUUGCUGGAGGGGAAUAAACUUUGCAGCAUAUCUUCUCUCUCUACAAGAAACUCUUCAGGUGAGAGCGAGUCACUGAUUCCAGUCUCUUCCACAAAAAUUCGAGACCAAUCAAAAGAGUCCUCCGAUGACGACAAUCGACAAUGGAAGGCCUCUGCAGUUCCUAGCAAUGUUCUUCCCAAUCUCUUCCAGUUCCGGAUGUUGUUCUUCCCCAAACACGCACCUUUGCAGAAGAUUCCAACUUUCGUCCAGAUUCAGAAAAGGCAUUUGAAAGUAGUCUGGGCCAUCCAGUUGCAAAGCCACUUUCGAUGGCCUAGUGGUUAUUAG
Molecule: messenger RNA, 405 nt
Organism: Striga asiatica
Lineage: Eukaryota; Viridiplantae; Streptophyta; Magnoliopsida; Lamiales; Orobanchaceae
Source: the annotation of a GenBank genome assembly